GGGGCCACCGGCACCCAGCAUCUUGGAGCCAACAUCAGCGCGGAGCUGUUUCCAGUGCUCGGUGUCCGGAGGCCUACUUUGGGCUCCGUGGUCUCGUGACGGUCAAGCACGUCUGGGAUGAGAAGCUGGCCCUGGGAGAAACUUCGUGUGGGGGGGGGGGCGGGUUGAACAAAUCACGACGUCGGGGCCCCAAGACCCCGCCCCCUUCGUCGAGCCCGUCGCCUCAGAUGGCCCAGCAUGCCCCCUGAUGGCCCCCAGACGCCCCAGCAUGGCACCCGAGGCCCGCAGUAGUGAGCCUCAAGAUCCAGCCCGCGACCGUCAAGACAGCGGUUCCCACAGAGAUCCUGAACGGCGCCUAUGGCAAGGAGGCCGGACUCGCGAUCGGCACUAUGAUACAGGCGAUGGAGGUGGCGAGCCUGAGCUCGGCGCUCCAGGAGGAGAAGAGGGAGACGUCGGCCAUAGGCCUGGGAGGAGCCGAGUUGGAAAGGAUUUUCAUCCGCAGGCUUGAAGACGGUACCCAGAUCACCGUCACGCACACGGCCGUGAUGGCCGUGUUCGGAAAGGCUCUCGCGAGUGCAUUCCCCGAUGACCAGAUUUUGUGCGAAGAGGACUCCCAGCUGCUGUCGAGGGACGAGAAGUUCGCCGCAACAAGCGCUAGAAUCAUUGAGUCGGCCAAGGUGCUCGAGGACCAGGAGGAGGUGGCGCCUGGGGACGCUGCCUCGUGGGCCUCCGCCUGCGGCAGCUACGCCACCAGGACGGGGGGCGGCCCACCGCCGGGCCGCUAUUGGGUGCUCGCGCCGGUGGACACCCUGGACACGUUCCGCGCGGACAAGGA
Molecule: messenger RNA, 835 nt
Organism: Prorocentrum cordatum
Lineage: Eukaryota; Dinophyceae; Prorocentrales; Prorocentraceae
Source: the annotation of a GenBank genome assembly